Messenger RNA from Aspergillus tubingensis, 2880 nucleotides. RefSeq lists its product as uncharacterized. The coding region runs from base 1 to 2880 and encodes 959 amino acids. NCBI's taxonomy places the organism in Eukaryota, Fungi, Ascomycota, Eurotiomycetes, Eurotiales, Aspergillaceae. The transcript has a single exon. The record is from RefSeq and is a predicted model, not a curated record.
AUGGAUCCGCUCACUGCAGUAGGCCUAGCAAGCAAUAUCAUCUCCUUCGUCGAUUUUACAACCCAGGUGAUUUCACGAUGCGAGGAACUCUAUCGGUCCGCUUCAGGGGCUACGGCGGAAAACCUAGAGCUAGAAGAUCUCGCCACAAAUAUUCGUCGAUUGGCUGAGGAAACGCAAUCCACGAAGGAGGAUGAGAUACUCAAGAGCCUGAGUUCACAGUGUAUCAGUGUAUCUGAUGAGCUUAUCGCGCUUCUCAACUCGGUGAAGGUCAAGAGCGACCGGCGUGGAUGGGCUAGCAUCCACCAAGCGCUCAAAUCGGUAUGGAAGCAGAGCGAUAUUGAUGAUCUCCAGCAGAGAUUGAACCAAAUUCAAGCACAGCUUUACAAUCGUUUGAUUACUCACCAACAGCGAGAGAUCGACUAUAAGCUAGAACGUCUUAUUGACGAGAAUGAGCGCCUGGAUAUGAAUCGGACCAAGGAGCUGGAAACGCUGAGAAAUCAGAUCACAUCCGCCAUACACGACAUCAUCAGUGAUGUCCGGCAGGAGGGCCAGAAGACGCGAGCCUGGUCGGCGUUGUACGCUGGCGCACAGAAAGGGAAAGCGUACUCAACUGAGCAGCUCCUGCUGAACAGCCUUGUCUUCCGGCUGAUCGACUAUCGGUAUCAAGCUAUUUCGAAAGAACAUGCAAGAACAUUUGCCUGGGUCUUCGAGCAAGACACGGAACUGGAUAGCACACUCCCACCUGUGAACUUCGUGGAUUGGCUCCGACAUGAUAACGGGCUAUAUUGGAUUUCGGGGAAGCCGGGCUCUGGAAAAUCGACCCUCAUGAAAUUCCUGGCAAGACAUGAGCAAACUCAAGAACACCUUAGCACAUGGUCUGGAGGCAACAAACUUGUCCUAGCAAGUUUUUACUUCUGGAGCGCUGCCAAAAACACCCUGCAAAAGUCACAGACCGGCCUACUCCGGUCAAUUCUCUACCAGAUUUUACGUCAAUGUCCAGAAUUGAUACGAGUCGCUUUUCCCGACCAGUGGAACCAGUCAAUUUCCAGCGUUACGGGCUUAGCCGAGACACCCUUCAGCAGCCCAGAGCUGCUCGAAGCAUUUGACAAGGUCACCACAGCCCUAGCAACCUACAAAAUCCGAUUCUGCUUCUUCAUAGACGGGCUAGACGAGUAUGAGGGCCGACCGGCAGACAUUAUUCAGCUAGUCGAAUAUUUGGAAUCCUCACCCAACAUCAAAGCUUGUGUUUCCAGUCGUCCAUGGAACGAAUUCGAAUCCAGUUUUGGUAAACACAACCAGUGGAAACUGUACAUUCACGACUUAACGCGGGAAGAUAUCCGUAUAUACGUUGAAGAUAGACUUGGGAAACAUGAACGAUUCCGAGAGCUCCAAACAUCUGACGAUAACUGCCCCAAUUUUGUGAAAUCAGUUGUCGACGCAGCUCAGGGUGUCUUCCUCUGGGUAUUUCUGGUGGUGAACUCGCUUCUGGAUGGCCUCACCAACGCUGACACAGUCUCCCAUCUACAAGAACGAUUACUCGAAUUCCCCCAGAGUCUGGAUGAGUACUUCCAGAAAGCCCUGAUGACUGUCGAGGAACGGUACCGCCCGCAAAUGGCUCGGGCCCUCGCUGUCACUCUGGAAGCCGAUGAGAUUCUCCCUCUGAUGUGCUACUGGUUUCUGGACCAAGACGUCCCUGACUAUGCGCUUAAUCUAGAGGUCAAACCGCUGAACCUGGAGAUGGUAAGCGCACAGAUGGAGCUCACGCGGACUCGACUGAACGCGUACUGCAAAGGGCUCCUCGAGGUACCAUAUCCCACAGAAAACAAAAUUAUCGAAUUGAAAUCGCCCAUGUCUCUCUUCGGCUUCCACGUAGAUUUCCUUCACAGAACCGUGCGAGACUUCCUCUGGACGCCGGGGAUGCAAGAUUUGCUCCGUACAUGGCUGCCACAUGAUUUUAACCUUGAUCUCGACAUCUGCAAAGCCAUUUCAGCUUUGAUCAAGGUAUCUAUACGCAACGGUAUAGAACCGUUUCAUUCGGCCUCUGUUGCGAAGAUCUUUAAAAUCCUCUUCCGUCACAUAGCGAGAUUGGAAGGCGAUACAGACUGCGAAUACUCCCAAUUCGCGCUGCUAAACGAUUUGGCAACAGCUCUCCAGGUCCAUAUUGAGGAUCGGGAUCGGGAUCGAGAAAAGGAUCGGACCCAUAACACGGACAAUGACUAUACUGUCCUCUCACGUCCCGGGCCUCUGGGACAUCUAAAGCCGUUGAACGGAGAACUAACAAUACUCAGCCAGUCGGUCCAAGCAGGCCUUGCUCGCUAUACUGAGCAUAAACUAAAGGAGAACCCAUAUCAGCUCCUGAAGUAUUCUGAGUUCCUUCUGGAGGCAGCACUAUUUCCCGCACAGGAUCAUGAGCCCGAUAGCCUUAGUGCCCCGGAUACCGCGAUGCUCCAGCUACUUCUACGAAAAGGCGCUAACCCUAAUAGCCCAGCAGCCAGCUCCCCCUGGGAAAGCUAUCUAAUGCGUUUGAAACAGUGCGAAGAAGAUGGUUUAAUGUCUAAGGAUGAUAUCAACAAUCACUACUCAGCUGUCCUGAUGCUCUUAGAAUAUGGGGCUGAUCCCGACACUCAGUGUUCAAAUCAGUGGACGGCGGUCAUGGUGCUGCAGGAACUGUUCUCUCCGGCGCAAUACGCCUGCCUACAAAGGGUGAUUGAAGAUAGACAGCUAAAUGAGAGAAAUGGGAAAUUUCAUAGUGGGAAUCAGAAAGGUAGUAGGAAGCAGCAUGCGAAGCCUAAGGAGACGGGGAAACUCCACGUGGUUCGAUCAUUUCUUCGGGAAUUGAGCCCUUUCCGUUCACGACGAAAGUCAUCAGUUAACGGAUGA